CUUCCGGUUCCGACGUCUCGGCUUGGCUGUGAAGAGCUUUGCAUUGUGGGAGCUCUUUCCUUUUCUCUCUCCCGGCCAUUUUGGCGGCUGCUCUUGGUUGGGGCCGUCCCGCACCUAAGGCAGGAAGAUGGUGGCCGCAAAGAAGACGAAAAAGUCGCUGGAGUCGAUCAACUCCAGGCUCCAGCUCGUUAUGAAAAGUGGAAAAUACGUGCUGGGGUACAAGCAGACUCUGAAAAUGAUCAGACAUGGCAAAGCGAAGCUGGUCAUCCUCGCCAACAACUGCCCGGCCUUGAGGAAAUCUGAAAUAGAAUACUAUGCCAUGUUGGCCAAAACUGGUGUCCAUCACUACAGUGGCAAUAAUAUUGAAUUGGGCACAGCAUGUGGGAAAUACUACAGAGUAUGCACGCUGGCUAUCAUUGAUCCAGGUGAUUCUGAUAUCAUUAGAAGCAUGCCAGAACAGACUGGUGAAAAGUAAAUCACGCAGAAUUUUUCUUUAAUAAAACUGGCCACAGCUUGUUUUAAAAACA
This is a messenger RNA of Lutra lutra (Eurasian river otter), 527 nucleotides long. It is a transcript of the gene RPL30, whose product is annotated as ribosomal protein L30. The transcript has 5 exons. The record is from RefSeq and is a predicted model, not a curated record. Bases 128 to 475 code for a protein of 115 amino acids. Gene Ontology annotation, cellular component: cytosolic large ribosomal subunit. Gene Ontology annotation, molecular function: RNA binding; structural constituent of ribosome. NCBI's taxonomy places the organism in Eukaryota, Metazoa, Chordata, Mammalia, Carnivora, Mustelidae.